Molecule: messenger RNA, 2368 nt
Organism: Musa acuminata AAA Group (dessert banana)
Lineage: Eukaryota; Viridiplantae; Streptophyta; Magnoliopsida; Zingiberales; Musaceae
Product: thaumatin-like protein 1b
Exons: 4
Coding region: 583-1635 (350 amino acids)
Biological process (GO): defense response
Cellular component (GO): extracellular region
Source: RefSeq, a predicted model, not a curated record
CCGGAGGCACUAAAAAACUAUUGAGCUUGCUUCGCCGGUGACAAUGAUUUUGACGUGUAAUGCAGUAGCACAAGAGGCCCCGCCCACCGUCCCAUGUGAGACUUGCCGACCUGAUCCAGCACCGCUCUCGUCACUUCCUAUGAUGCUGACUCCAACCCUCGGUACCUUAACAGAGACUGGUCACGUAUGUAGAUCUGAGAGCUUUAGCUACUAGCACAAGAGACAUCUCGUCCGAGCUUACUUGCAUGAGAACAAACAUAAACAAGAAGAUAUGUAUCAUCUCCUCUACAAUAGCUUCGCCUUUUCUUUUGCAACAUCCAAACUGCCAACUUCCUCCGCCAAGGCACCAUGUCUCUCUCUCUCCAUCUUUUCCUCGAACAUUGAGGUCAUUACAUGCUAUGCUAAAGGGUAAGUCAACAUUGACAUGACGUGAGCUUUUCCUCAGGUGUGAUCUGAUCCAAACGAAUUGCUUCUGUCGGUGCAUUGCCUAUUCUCUCACGUCUCUGCGAGCUCCUCUUUUCCACCCUAUCAGACGCUGUGAUCCAACAACACUGCUUUAAGAAUCGAUGAUGCACGGCCGAGAUGUGGGCAGAUGACGAUCAGACGGGUUUGUCUAUCUCCUCACACGUCUUCUCCUCCGAGAAAUUGGUCGCGAUGCCUCCCUCUCUUCCACCACUCCAAUCCACCUCUUCUCUCCUUCUUCUUCUUGUUGUGUUGGUGUUAGCGUCUGAUUCCUCGCCGGGUGUCCUUUCUGCUACGUUCACGGUGACGAACAACUGCGCCUACACGGUGUGGCCGGGCGUCCUCGCCAGCGCUGGUUCGGCCCCGCUCGCCACCACAGGCUUCGCCCUCGCCCCUUCAGAGUCCCGCACACUCGACGCCCCCGUCCCAUGGUCCGGCCGCCUCUGGGCCCGCACUAUCUGUGCCGCUGACCCUGCUUCCGGCCGCUUCUCCUGCGCCACCGGCGACUGCGGCUCCGGCUCAUUGGAGUGCUCCGGGGGCGGCGCGGCCCCUCCCGCCACCCUCGCCGAGUUCACCCUGGGCGGCAGCGGCGGGACCGACUUCUACGACGUCAGCCUCGUGGACGGAUCCAACGUGCCCAUGCUGGUAGUCCCGCAGAGUGGGUCUCCCGGGGGUAGCUGUGGGCCCACGGGGUGUCUGGUGGAUCUCAACGGGUUGUGCCCCCCGGAGCUGCGGGUGGCGCAGCCCGGCGGGGAAACGGCUGCGUGCCGGAGCGCGUGCGAGGCGUUCCGGACCGCGAGGUACUGCUGCAGCGGCGAGUUCGGCAGCCCCGGCACGUGCGGCCCGACGGCGUACUCACAGUUCUUCAAGAACGCGUGCCCCAGGGCGUACAGCUACGCUUACGACGACGCGACCUCCACGUUCACCUGCCCCACCGCCGCCACCGCCGGCUACACAGUCACCUUGUGCCCCAGCACCACCAGUCUCAAGUCCAUGGGCUACGGGAAUCAGAUGGCAGGAGGCCUGCCGCUGAUCAACAACACGAUGCCGCCGCUGUUAAGCUCGCCGAAUCGCGCCGCGCGGCGGUGGCCGACCAUGUCGCCAGCGAGCCGAGGCCUCCUCUGCCUUGCAGUCGCAGUGGCACUGCAGCUGCAGCUGCUCCACCUGCCUUGAACCUCUCGCCACAGCACAUGCAGGUACCCGUUCUGCGUGCGAUCAUGCACGUGAACGCCAUGCUGCGCCAUUGCAUCGCCAGCAUCCAUGCAGGCGUCUGCUCCCUAUUCACGAGGUGUACGGCACAUUCGCAAGCCGACAUCUUUGCACUGUUAAGUCUGGAGCCGAUGCGCAUCCGCAGGUUCUUUAUUGAGAUAUCGAUGUACAGUUCAUUAAAACCUAUUUCUUGCCGCAAGCAUGUUGUGGCUCUCCAAGACUGUAUCUCGAAUGGCCCAAACCCCGUUGAGGUUGACUGAAUCAGACUUGGUGGAAUCCGUAUGUGUAGAAAUAUAUGCAUCAAGUCCGAAGAAGACCAUAUCAUAUCACAACAGAUCGGGGAAUUCAAAUAUCAUGUGAUCUGAUCGAUAUGUAUCGCAGUUGUUGGUACAUCAGGAAUUCCUCCGUUUUCGGUGGACGGUUGAUGUCGGAUUGGCAGAUGCAUCUCGAAGGAAACGCCGGCUGUCGCUGAUCGUUCUCUUUUACUUUUUUUAUAUUUGAUGGAAUGUUUGACUUUCUAAAACAGUCAAUAAAGAUCUUGCUCUCUGAUCAUAUAUAUAUAUAUAUAUAUAUAUAUAUAUAUGGAGAAGCAUAUUGAUUUGUAAGUAGGCAAGUAGAUUAUUUAUAUAUUACCUAUGUAGUUAGACUUCUUUAACAUUUUAGUUCAUCGAUAUAAAAAGUUACAUUAGAAUUCUUA